UUAAAACGCAACAUCGUUUUCGUAAAGUGAAGCAGAAUUAUUUUCAAUCAAAUAGGCAAUUAUAUUAAAAUUCAAAUGCUCGCUGAUAUAGGAGAAUCUUGUGCGAAAAUUCCACAACGAUGGAUCUUUGCGAUAAUGUGCUUCUUGGCAUUAUUCAAUGCAUUCGCAAUGCGUGGGUGUCUAUCGAUUGCUAUUACGGAAAUGGCACUGCCAACAACAAGUGCUGAAAAUACUUUUCACGAUACUUGUCCAUCUAGUGAUGUGAAAUUACCCAAAAACGAUAGUAACAGCAGCUCUGAACAUUUUAAAGGAAUAUAUGACUGGAGUGAAUAUACCCAGGGUCUUAUCCUCUCGUCCUUUUACUGGGGCUACGUUGUAACGCAUCUUCCAGGUGGCAUGCUUGCUGAAAAAUUCGGUGGUAAACAUACCCUCGGCUUCGGGAUCCUUCUCACAGCCGUUUUCACCCUUCUAACGCCCUUUGCCGUAUACAGGGGCGAUUCGACGGCCCUCAUUAUUUUGCGAAUACUCAUGGGUCUGGGCGAAGGGACGACCUAUCCGGCUAUCAAUGUUUUACUAGCCCAAUGGACUCCACCCGAGGAAAGAUCCAGGACAGCUUCGUUCGUAUACGCGGGAGCGCUGAUCGGUAUUAUAUUUACGACAACGGUAUCAGGUUGGAUCUUGGAGUACUCGGACAUUGGUUGGCCCCUGGUCUUUUACGUCAUGGGUACAAUCGGUAUCAUUUGGUUUCUCAUAUGGUUGCCGGCGUGUUACAAUAGCCCCAGAGAUCACCCCUUCAUUUCCGAAAAAGAGGUGAAUUAUCUGAAAGAACGAAUGAACGAGCACACUCACGAGAAGCCACCGGCGGUACCUUGGCGACACAUCCUAGUGUCGAAACCCCUUUGGGCGGUGAUAAUCGCCUUAAUUGGCUUCAAUUGGUCCAUCCUCAGUAUAAUCACGGAUUUGCCCAAGUACAUGAGCGGAGUACUCAAGUUCUCGGUAGCAAACAACGGCUACCUCACCUCCCUUGCCUACCUUUGUAUGUGGAUCGGCGGGAACACGAGUCCCUGGCUCGCCGAUUACCUCAUCGCCAAGAGGAACGUGUCGAUGACGAAGGUGCGGAAAUUCGGCUCUGUGGUAGCUCUGACCGUCUCGGCGACCUUCAUCAUCGCGGCCUCUUACGCGGGCUGCGAUCGCGUCCUCGUCGUCGGCAUGUUGACCGUCGCCAUGACCAUGAUGGGCACGGCUUAUCCGAGCGUCAUGGUCAAUCCACUGGAUCUCAGUCCUAAUUACGCCGGAACUCUCAUGGCUAUGACGAAUGGCCUAUCGGCACUCACGGGCAUCGCCGCGCCCUACAUCAUUGGCAUAAUGACGCCCCAUCAGACUCUGGGAGAGUGGCGGCUGGUGUUUUGGAUUUUGUUUGCCGUCGCACUCCUUACUAAUGUUAUAUUUCUGGUUUACGGGAGCGGCGAUGUGCAGUACUGGAAUGAUCCGCAAUUCGUCGUUCGGAAGGACGGUGAUCAAGAGAUACGAGGAUCGGUUGAAGAAGUGUGUUCGUGAGUUCUUCUAUUUAUUCUGUUAACGUAUUUAGUGAUGUUACGCGAACUUUUAUCGAUAAGAGCUUGAGUAUAAAAAAUUAUCACUUGAUUUACAAUAAAUAAAUAGUUUAUACUGUAAGAGACGGAUAAAUGAUAUAAAAAAUUACGCCGUACAUUUUCGGAACGGCUAUUGUAUAUAAGUGUAUGAAAAUGAAUUAGUA
Molecule: messenger RNA, 1756 nt
Organism: Ceratosolen solmsi marchali
Lineage: Eukaryota; Metazoa; Arthropoda; Insecta; Hymenoptera; Agaonidae
Product: sialin-like
Exons: 4
Coding region: 76-1557 (493 amino acids)
Biological process (GO): transmembrane transport; monoatomic anion transport
Cellular component (GO): membrane
Molecular function (GO): transmembrane transporter activity
Source: RefSeq, a predicted model, not a curated record